AAUAGUUUUUUAUUGCGUUUUUUUAGAGAAGGUUUUGCAAAGGGAAGGGAAAAGGUUUUUGCAAUUUUGUUUUAGAAUUUUAUCAUUUUGUUUAGAGAAAUUUUGUUUUUAAGUUGGUUUUUAAAGACAAUGCAGAUGCAAGAUGAUGUCUGAUCAGUUUAGGAAGGUUGAGCCUUAUUCUCCGAAGUCCUCACCGCGAGGAGCGAGGUCACCAGUGGUUUCACGGCAGGAUUCCUCGGGAACCCUCAAAACUACCAUUUCACUCGGCAAGAAUCCUUCCAUAGUGCAUAGUGGACCUUUUUAUUUGAUGAAAGAACCUCCAGCGGAAUGUGAACAAACAGGGGCCACAAACUUGAUGGCGUAUUAUGGUUUAGAGCACUCGUACAGUAAAUUUAAUGGUAAAAAACUGAAAGAGUCGCUAUCAUCCUUUUUACCGAACCUCCCUGGUAUCCUGGACGGCCCUGGGCAAGAAGACAAUAGUACGCUAGGUUCUGUUAUAGCCAAGAGGCCGAUCGGUGGUAAGGAAUUGUUGCCGCUGACAAGUGCACAGCUGGCAGGGUUCCGGUUGCAUCCUGGGCCAUUGCCUGAACAGUACCGCUAUGUCAGCGCCGCUCCACCAAAGAAACACAAGCCCAAUAAACACAAGAAACACAAACACAAGGAUGGUGCACCCCCUGGUCAGGACACACCUUUACAAGACUCCUCAAACCCCGACACAUAUGAGAAGAAGCACAAAAAGCAGAAGCGCCACGAUGACGACAAGGAGCGCAAGAAGCGGAAAAAGGAAAAGAAGCGGAAAAAGCAGAAGCACAGUCCCGAACACGGAGGCCUAACCCCCAACCAACACCCUGUGCCCUAGGGUGCAGCUAUAACUUAGUUGUAAGGUAACAGUGGAAAUGCAUUCGAUUUGACACAGUGAGGGAGGUUUUUAUUUGAAA
Molecule: messenger RNA, 938 nt
Organism: Maniola jurtina (meadow brown)
Lineage: Eukaryota; Metazoa; Arthropoda; Insecta; Lepidoptera; Nymphalidae
Gene: MED19
Product: mediator of RNA polymerase II transcription subunit 19
Exons: 3
Coding region: 143-859 (238 amino acids)
Biological process (GO): positive regulation of transcription by RNA polymerase II
Cellular component (GO): mediator complex
Molecular function (GO): transcription coregulator activity; transcription factor binding
Source: RefSeq, a predicted model, not a curated record